Messenger RNA from Spodoptera littoralis (African cotton leafworm), 579 nucleotides. The record is from the annotation of a GenBank genome assembly. Lineage: Eukaryota; Metazoa; Arthropoda; Insecta; Lepidoptera; Noctuidae.
AUUUAUCACAAUAACAUUAAAUGACGCAAUCACUCAGAUGCGCAAUUCACAGAAAUUAACACAAGUAAAGUCAAAUAGUGUAUCUACAUAACUAUAAAUAAAUAAUGCAUCACGAUUUCGACAUGUACAUUGUACACGGUUUCGGGAUAUGUAAAGUCCCGAUAUUAUACUAUCUUAGUGUAUAAAACACGGCUCGUUUUGUUCAACUUCAUAAGUCAUUACCAAGUUCGUACUGCGUACUUAGGUACUCUGUGAUUAAAAUAUACCUUUUAUAAUAAUCGUCAAAAUAAUCAAUUAAAAUGAAAUUAACUAAAGUGUUUGUGAUUUUCAUCGUGGUGGUUGCACUUCUGGUGCCUUCUGAAGCGGCUCCAGGAAAGAUACCCGUGAAGGCAAUUAAAAAGGCGGGCGCAGCGAUUGGUAAAGGUCUCCGGGCGAUUAACAUAGCCAGCACUGCGCAUGAUGUCUACACCUUCUUCAAACCAAAACACAAGAAGAAACAUUAAGAUAACUUAUAGUACCUUUAUUUAAUAUAAGCACAUUUCUUGCCUGUGGCUCUAGGAUGUAAAAAAUAGUCUAUAC